AGCAAGCCUACUUCCGCCUCUCAUCCGUCCAUCACCCUUCUUCCUCUCACCACCGCGCCCAUCCUCAAAACCCCACACACAUCUCCCCUCCGAGCCCCUUUCUCCCCUCCUCACCGCACCAGCUCCUGCCGACGCCCUCCGCGACGACCAGCCCGCUUCAUAUCGCAUUCUGGUCAUCGCCGGCGGUCAUUGAUUACCGUUAGCCUCGCGUCGGCCUUCAUACCAUCCACAUGGACCAGCCACCGCCGUCCCCUCAUCAGCAAGCCGCCCCCGGCGAGCAGACUGUCUCAUUGUCCGAUGACAAGCCUCCUGCCAAGCCUCCCGUUGUCAGAGGCGCUCGGGCUUGCACAGUAUGCAGAGCCGCAAAGAUGAAGUGUGUGGGUGCCGAUGACGGCAACAAUAUUCCUUGUCAGCGCUGCAAGCGCUCUGGUGCAGAAUGUGUUUUCGAGAAGCAUCGUCGCGGUCGAAAGCCCGGUUCAAGACUGUCGGAGGCGUCCAAAAUGCUCCGACGCCUAGAAAAGGGCCUGAACAGCGCAAAACAGAAGUCGAACAUGAACGAUAGCCUGACUCUUCCCCCGCUCGUCGGGACUUCAUCAGCUGACGGUCGCUUCCGAGAUAAUGGCGGCCCCAGCGGUUCGCAUUACACGGGGCCGGAAUUGCCUCCGUUGAACCUUCCCUCUCAUAUGCAAGAGGGCUAUGCCAGGUCGAACCAAACCUCUGACUCCGAGAUGGACGAAGACGAAGAAGACGACCAAAAGGACGGCGGCAUGUAUCCUGCCCGCGUCAUCAAGCAGAACUCGCGCAAUUCGUCGUUCUUCAAGACCAUUCUCAACCCUGCGGACGAGGCUCCGGUAGCUCGGUCAUCGGGCGCCUCCGAGCGUUCGUUUUCACAGAACCCACCGUCGCCACACACGUCGGCACAACCGUCUACCUCGGUAGCUUCUCUCUUUGCAGACGGUCAGACACUGAAGGACCCCGUUGAGGCGGGUCUCCUUGCCGAGGACGAAGUCAUCAACCUCUGGGACAUGUUCUACCUCCGUCUCAACCCCUUCAUCAACCUGUUCGACCCUGCUCUACACACCUACUCGUAUGUGCGCAGCAAGUGCCCAUUCCUCUUCACGGCCUUCAUCAUGGCGUGCUGCAAGUUCUUCAAACCGGAGAUGUACCAACCGGUGCUGCGGCUCGCGCAUCAGUUCGCCGUGCGUGCCUUCGCCGAGAACUGGAAACGUGUUGAGGUCGUGCAGGCUUUCGCGUGCAUGACGUACUGGAAGGAGCCCGACGACACGCGCACGUGGACGUACAUCGGGUACGCGUGUCGCAUGGCCAUCGAACUCGGGCUCAACCGCUACGCCGGGCGGCGACCCGCGGGCGAGAGCGAGCCGCAAAUGCUCGAGCGCCGUAACCGCGAGCGGACGUACCUGGUGCUGUGGGUGCAUGACCGCAGUUUGAGCAUGCAGACGGGAAAGCAUUGGAUGCUCCCGAAGGACGACGAGCUCGUGAGGCGUUCAGGGACGUGGCACGAAGAGGGCGGCGCCCAGGUCCGCCAGGAGGACGUCAUCGUGUCGGCCUUCACGCAGCUGCGGGGUAUUGCAGCGAAUACGACCGACAUAUUCAACAUGGCGCAGGGCGGGUCGAUGUCGAGUGGAGACGACGUUGAUUACGAAGUCCUCCUGCGCGACUGUAACAGCAAGCUCAAUCAAUGGGUGCAGACGUGGCGAGAGGAGAUGAAGCGAGCGGGUGGUUCGGUGUUCCACAUCUCGAUGUUGAUGUUCUUCCAACUGCACGUGCGGCUUUUCCUCAACACGUUCGGCAUACACUCCAACAGCUCGUCGCCGUCCUGCAACGUCGAGGCGUUGAAUGCAUGCUAUCACUCUGCGAUUUCGAACCUCAAGCUCGUAGCACACGAGUUCGUCGAUCUGCAGAUGCUGCGGUACGGACAGGACUCGAUAACGGUCAUGACGGCGUAUUCUGCUGUCGUCCUGCUCAAGCUCCUUCGUGCUGACAUCUCGCCGUCGUUGUUGCAGAGGAAGCCGGAUGCAAUGAGUGAGAUCCACAGCGUGAUCACCAUGACGGCGAAGGCGUAUAACGACGCCGCGCACCUGAGCCACCAGUCGUACUCCGCUGCGUACCACGCGCGCUUCCUGCAGUCGCUCAUCGCCAAUGACGUCCAGAAGGAGCGUCAGCGGCAAGCUGAGCGCGAGCGGUACGCUGGCGUCAACGGGCGCGCGGCGUCGUCGCCGUACACGCCUGUCGGCCACUCGGCGAACGGGUAUGGUCAGCAGAUGUAUGGGGCGCCCGUCGUGCAGGCCAAUGGCGUUGAUCAUCCACACGCCCACCAGCACAACGGCUACUACGCGCAGUCGCCCACUGCCCCUUCGUCUACACUGUCGUCGAGCGCGGCCUCGUCCUCGUCCUCCCCGUACUCCCACCCCGCGCCCUCGUCAUCGUACAUUCCCCAUCGCGAGCAAGACUACGCGAUGUCGGACUCGACGCAGCGCGGGGGCGGCAUGGGCAGCUUCAGUCUGGCGGGGAUUUCGACGACGUACGCGCAGUACCAGGCUCAGCCGAUGGCGGAGCACGACGCGUUGUACUGGCGGAACAUGUUCAAGGACCUUGGGUUCGACGGCGGCGCGGAGCCGCAGCAGGCGCACCCGCAGCCCCAGGCGCCGACGCACGCGUACGCGAACGGUGCGGGGUAUGUGGCGCCAGCGGGUGCAUUGGCUGAGGCGGGCGCGAGCGCGGUGCAUAUGCAGCAGCCCCCGGCGCAUCCGGCGCAGCAGCAGCAGCAGCCGUAUGGAGGAGUGACGUAUCGCGAGGCCCCCGCUGAGCAUGCACAUCCCGGGUACCAGAGCCAUGGCGGGUACACUGGGUAUGUGACUGGGUACACGGCCAGCUAUGGUCGGUAACGUCCCCGGUCUUGUCUCGUGCCGUCGUCUUCAUUGCAUGAACGUUCUUGAACUCUUCCCCAUCCUCGAGCCGUUGUACAUACUUGCAAGCAUCACCAUCUUCUUGUCCCCACUCUAUACACCACGAUCUAGUCGCAUUCGCCUUCGCACCCGGCCCUCAUCUUCUCUCGACCGCCCCCUCGCCUCCUAC
Messenger RNA from Rhodofomes roseus, 3096 nucleotides. Its product is annotated as fungal-specific transcription factor domain-containing protein. The record is from RefSeq and is a predicted model, not a curated record. Gene Ontology annotation, biological process: DNA-templated transcription; regulation of DNA-templated transcription. The coding region runs from base 231 to 2906 and encodes 891 amino acids. Gene Ontology annotation, molecular function: transcription cis-regulatory region binding; zinc ion binding; DNA-binding transcription factor activity, RNA polymerase II-specific. Gene Ontology annotation, cellular component: nucleus. The transcript has 7 exons. NCBI's taxonomy places the organism in Eukaryota, Fungi, Basidiomycota, Agaricomycetes, Polyporales, Fomitopsidaceae.